This is a messenger RNA of Vespula vulgaris, 1752 nucleotides long. It is a transcript of the gene Tcs4, whose product is annotated as tRNA N6-adenosine threonylcarbamoyltransferase, mitochondrial. Gene Ontology annotation, cellular component: mitochondrion. Bases 436 to 1695 code for a protein of 419 amino acids. Lineage: Eukaryota; Metazoa; Arthropoda; Insecta; Hymenoptera; Vespidae. Gene Ontology annotation, biological process: tRNA threonylcarbamoyladenosine modification. The transcript has 5 exons. The record is from RefSeq and is a predicted model, not a curated record.
AUAUAUCUCUCUUUCUCUUUCUCUUUCUCUGAAAAUAAAUAACUUUAUAUUUUUUAUUUCGCCUUAGAUUUAUAUAAACAGAUACUAAAGCAUAUUUAAGUAGCAAUUAACUCUAUAUUACUUGCGAUAGAAUACAUAAGAAAUAAAAUAUAACCUUUUCAUGGAUUAUAAUCUCAAUAGCAUAUGCGUUACCAACUUUUAUCGUUGUGCGCAAUAUAUUUCUAAUGUACUACUCUUAUGUGUAUAUAUAAAUAUAUAUACAUCAUGAAAAAACAAUAUUAAUCUCAUUGAAAUAAAAAAUAUCGUUUGAUUUGUUUACAGUAAUUGCAUAUAUUUCUAAAUAAAUUCGUAACAAAAAAAUAAAUUCCUAAAAAAUAUAGUAUUUAUUUUCAGCUUUGCAUUAUUAUUUCUUUUUUUCUUUUUUAUUAAAAAAAAAUGCUAUUUCAAUUGAAACACAUGCAUCCUCGAUAUAAUAUACUAAAAAGUCUAAAAAAGUUUAAAAAAUUUUGUACUCAUGAACCAGCUAUUAUUUUAGGAAUUGAAAGUAGUUGUGAUGACACUGGCUGUGGUAUUGUAGAUAGCAAUGGAAAUAUUUUGGGUGAAGCAAUUAAUUCACAAUAUUUAUUACAUUUGAAAUAUGGAGGUAUAAUACCUACAAUUGCACAGGAUAUGCAUAGACAACAUAUUACAGAAGUAUGUGAAAAAGCAUUGAGAUCAGCAAAUUUAAAAUUAAGAGAUAUAGAUGCUAUAGCAACUACUGUAAAGCCAGGUCUUCCAUUAUCCCUUCAAAUAGGUGAAAAGUUUGGAAAAUAUAUAGCACUUCUUGGUAAAAAACCAUUUAUACCUAUACAUCAUAUGCAAGCUCAUGCACUUACAAUUCGAAUGAUAGAGAAGGUAGAUUUUCCUUAUCUUGUACUUUUAAUAUCAGGUGGUCAUUGUAUGCUUGUAGUUGUUCACGAUGUACAGAAAUUUGUUAUGCUUGGUUCAUCGAUAAACAAUGCACCAGGAGAAAUUCUAGAUAAGGUUGCUCGCAGACUUAAAUUGAAUAAUAUAACAGAUUUUAAAAAUAUGAAUGGAGGUCAGGCAAUAGAAGCAGCAGCAUGUAAGGCAUCCAAUAUAGAUCAGUUUAUUUUUAAUGAUUCUAUGAAAUCAUAUAGGGAUUGUCAAUUUAGUUUCUCUGGAAUAUUAUCAGCAUGUAUGCAGCACAUUGCUGAACAAGAGAAGAAACAUAAUAUCACAGCUGACAAGAUUAUACCUGAUGUUUAUAAUUUAUGUGCUAGCUUUCAAUUUGCAAUUACAAAACAUCUUUGUUAUAAAACGCAAAGAGCAAUAGAAUUUCUCGAUCAAAUUAACUUAAUUCCUGAGGACAAACGAACAUUGGUAAUAUCAGGAGGUGUUGCAUGUAAUAAUUUUAUAGCAAAAGCUUUGGAUAUUAUAUGUUCUGAACGAAACUACAAACUUGUUAGAACACCACCAAGAUUAUGUACUGAUAAUGGUGUCAUGAUAGCUUGGAAUGGAGUAGAGAAAUGGAUUUCAGGUAUUGAUAUACUUAGAAGUGAAAGUGAGAUUAAAAAUGUAAAGAUAGAAAAAAAAGUACCCAUAGGAGAAGAUUGGACGAAAAAAGUACAACUUUUAAAAUUAAAAUGCAAAGAAAUAAAGAUAAAAAAAAAACUUUUUAUGGACUCAACUAUAUAAAUUAUAUAUAUUGUAUGUACAUUUAAUAUAUAAUAAUUAUUUUAUUCAUAUAUAAAA